This is a messenger RNA of Lasiodiplodia theobromae, 1572 nucleotides long. Its product is annotated as Glycoside hydrolase clan GH-D. Gene Ontology annotation, molecular function: guanyl-nucleotide exchange factor activity. Bases 1 to 1572 code for a protein of 523 amino acids. The transcript is spliced from 3 exons. Gene Ontology annotation, cellular component: recycling endosome. The record is from RefSeq and is a predicted model, not a curated record. NCBI's taxonomy places the organism in Eukaryota, Fungi, Ascomycota, Dothideomycetes, Botryosphaeriales, Botryosphaeriaceae.
AUGGAGAAGCUCAAGCAGAUGAUGCACCACCACCGGAAGCGCAGUAGCCAUGCUCCCUCCUUUGCGCUCAACGCCUUCCGCCAUUGGGCCACCGCCUUCGUCGUGUGCGACUUCAACGUCGACGUCGGCCCCGAGAUCCUGAUGGUCUACCCGACCGACACGCCCUUUUCGCAGGCCGAUCUCACUGCAAUAUGCUUCAACAGGCAAGUCGCCGAACUGCAAUCGCCCGUGGAUUUGCUCGUAACCUUCCCCGAGCAACAAACACCCGAGAUGGGCGAAGACCUGUCGUUUCAAUUCUCAAUCAGAAACCGUUCUCCUGACGUGCUGCUGAGUUCUCCGUGCGCGCCCCAUGGCAGCCCCAGCACCUUCUACGGCAGCUGUCUGUUCCGUCAGGAAUUCGACGGCACCACCAAGCGUAGCUACAAUCAAAAGAGCCUGGUGUUGAUCUCCAACCACAACUUCCCAGCCUUUUACAUGAAGCUUCUGCAGCAAAUGACGAGCUCUGGCAUCCUGUGUGACCCCAACACCUUCGAGGCAGCUUGUACCCAGAUCUCCGCCUGGCCCCCGCCCUCCAUCGGCCGCCACGAGCUGCCUUUUCUCGGCUCCUUGCUGGUGCUUGAAAUUGCACCCCAUCUUGCGUUCCCGCUGCAAGGACUUGCCUCCCCGCAAAGUGGCCGUUCGGACGGCGUCUCCGGCCCUAUAUAUGCCUACCAGCCGACGGCCUCUUGGUCGCGCAUCAUCCCGUACUUUUCUUCCCUGUCAGACCUGUACACGGUGUUCGAGAAGAUGCUGCUUUGUGAAAACGUCGUCGUCAUGGCGAAGAGCCCGCAGACCUGCAGCGAGGUCGUAUCGGCGCUCGUUGAUCUGAUCCGACCCAUUCCCUAUGCUGGAGAGAUCAAGCCGUACUUGACCAUGCAGUCCGAGUUCUGCGUUGCCGGCUUCAACGGAGGCACUUCGAGACACUUCAUCGUCGGCAUCACGAACCCCUUUCUUCUCAAGAGAAUCCUGAGCGCGGCGGAGACCAGCGGCAGUACGAUUCCGUACGUUUUGUAUCUGCACAGCACCGGAGCUCCGGUUCCCGUCAAGCCGUCCAGCUCGCACCCGACCUGCCCGCCGGGUUUCGAUAUCCCUGGCGGAAUCGAAGCCAACAACCCGGCCAAGAAGCUGCUGAAGCCGGACCGAUCUUUCCUGCAGCAGCUGGACACCAUGCAGAGAGGUGGCAGGCCGGCAACAGAUGCCAUCGGGCCCCUGGUGCGGCGGCACUUUGCAGAACUGACGGCGCAGUUCCUCGCUCCCAUACUCAGAUAUCUCGCCACGGGAAUGGCGCCGACCGUCGCAUCGCCCGGUGGCAACCCCGCCUACGCAAACUUCUCGGAGCCUGACUUCUUGAACAGCCUCUCAAAAUACGGCACGUCCAUUAAGCUACGCGGACAAGGACCCCUGCAACGGCAUCGUACCCGCGAUGCCCUAUACGGGGAGUUUUGCCGAUCACCCAACUUCUACUCCCACCUCGAGAUGAAACUAAGCCUCGAGAAGGAAGCUUCUGUGGGCUUGCUCAAUGUGUCCAGGUGA